This is a messenger RNA of Labeo rohita (rohu), 2819 nucleotides long. Its product is annotated as AT-rich interactive domain-containing protein 3B. The transcript is spliced from 9 exons. Gene Ontology annotation, molecular function: DNA binding. Gene Ontology annotation, cellular component: nucleus. The record is from RefSeq and is a predicted model, not a curated record. Gene Ontology annotation, biological process: regulation of transcription by RNA polymerase II. NCBI's taxonomy places the organism in Eukaryota, Metazoa, Chordata, Actinopteri, Cypriniformes, Cyprinidae. The coding region runs from base 202 to 1971 and encodes 589 amino acids.
AAGGAGCUGUAGGGAGUUGAGCUCUGAACGCCGGGCGGCUCGGUGGUCUGUUAUCGCGGUUCUGCUCGCCUGAAACGGAGCGCACCGGAUCGUCACGCGCUCGCUGGUAGAACGGAAAGCGGCGCCGGUGCGCGUGCACGAUUCACCGAGAGCUACCGAGUGAAAAGAGACGAGCGGAACGGAACGAAACGGAGCGGAGGGAUGGUGGAUAAUAGCGGCAGCAGCAAAACACAGAUGGAGGCCGGUUUGGCGGGUGGGUUCCCCCAUAGCGCCUCGGCAGGGGUGAAGCUGGAGGCCAUGAUGGAGCAGCUGCAACGGCAGCAGCAGGCGCGUCUGGAGAUGGAGCACAAGGAGCGGAGACUGCGUGAGGCUCACAUCAUGUACGCGCAGCAGGUCGCGGCUCAGCAGGCCAUUCUGGCCGCCGCACGGGCUUCCGGGGCCGGAUUCGUGGGCAAGAGCCUCAUUGUGGGGCCUGGACAGCCGCCCCGCGUCUCCAAUCAAAGCAGUUUGGACUCGGAACGCGAGGACGAGGAGGAACGGGGCCGGGACUCGGAUGAGGACGAUGAUGACGAUGGGAUGAUGGAGGGCGAUGAAGGCAGCGAGGAAGACGACAGGCCGGCCAGCGGGUUGGAGUUCCUCAGGAAGCAGACGCUGGCGCUGCAGCAGGGAGCCAUUCGUAUGGCCGGACGGCCGUUCGGGAGCUUCUCGGACCCCGCGGCCGCCGCGGACGCACAGGGAGCUCCGUCACCCGCCGUCAGGGUCAAACAGGAACCCGAGGAUGAUCUCUCACCCGUCGAGCAACCAUCAGCGUCUUCUCCUAACGGUCAGGCGGACUGGAGCUACGAGGAUCACUUUAAAGUGAACGGCGGUGUGUCCUGGCCGGAUGAUGUGGAUGCUGCUCGUGGGAGAGGGGAAGCGUCCAGAGAUUUCGCCAAGUUGUAUGAGCUGGAUAACGACCCGCACAGGAAGGAGUUCCUGGAUGACCUUUUCACCUUCAUGCAGAAACGAGGCACUCCGGUGAACAGGAUCCCCAUCAUGGCCAAGCAGGUUCUGGAUCUGUACAUGCUGUACAAGCUGGUGACGGAGAAGGGCGGAUUGGUGGAGGUCAUCAACAAGAAGAUCUGGAGAGAAAUCACCAAGGGUCUCAACCUGCCCACGUCCAUCACCAGCGCCGCAUUCACGCUCCGCACACAGUACAUGAAGUAUCUGUAUCCGUACGAGUGCGAGCGGAAGGCGUUGAGUUCUCCCAGCGAGCUGCAGGCCGCCAUCGACAGCAACCGUCGCGAAGGCCGUCGACCCAGUUACAGCAACAGCCUGUUCCGCUUUAGCCCCUCCCCCGGCUCCGCCCCUCACAUCCUGACCCCGCCCAAGAUGCAUCUGUCGGCUCUGGGAGCCGUGGGGGCCCUGAACGGACUGCAGGCGUCCCCGGGGCCGUCUCUGAAAAAGGGACUGGACGAUGGCAUCCCGUCUCUGCUGGGCCGCUCGUCCUCCAUGGCGCUGGCGUUGGGGCAGCAGCAGCAGGCGGCGGGUCUGGCGCGGGCCGCCACGCUGGAGCAGCUCCGAGAGAAGCUGGAGACGGAGGCGCCGGAGAGGAAGAUGGCGCGUCUGGCCGAGGAGCAGCAGAGACUCAUGCAGCAGGCCUUCCAGCACAACCUGCUCGCCAUGGCCUCGCAGAUACCCCUCAACCUGCGGCUCGGAGCUCCGGCCAGGGAAGAGAAGCAGGAUCUGGCCGUGAGCAUUUCCUCCAGCGGAGCGGCGAGUAUCAGCGUGUCGGUGGAAGUCAAUGGCAUCGUUUACUCAGGAACUCUGUUUGCCCAGAAGUCGGCGGCUGCAGCUGCGUCUGCGCCUCACGCUCCUCCUGCUGGACCCGGCUUCACCUUCUCUAGCUCCGCCCCCAGCCAAAGCCCCACCUCUUCCUCCUCCUCCAAGGGGCGGAGCUCAGCGGAGCCGUCCACCAGCGGCUCCCCGUAACCCGUCUGCUCACUGAUUGGUUAAAAUCAAACUGUUGCACAACCAGUACCUCAUUUUCUCCUGUCCACAUGGGCUGUCCGCGUGUUUGCGAACAUAUUUGCAGUUUUCGCACACACAUGCAUAAGAUAACACGGCUGGACCUCGUUCAUGAAUCGCAAGACGGUCUUAUGUAAAAGCCACAAUCGAUUCAAUGCAGCGAUUACGGAAGACCACGCGUGCUUGUGUUUCAUGAACGACGUCCGGCGUGUUUAGGAAAACGCUAAAUACAAUCAAGAACGUUCAGCCAAAUGACGGGCAGGUUUUACAGAACUUGAAGAUUUUUAUUUAGAGUGUGUUUCGAUCUGUCUUCUGAUUAUGUUUUCGUGACUUUAUUUUCUGAAUGAUCUUUUUCACUCAAGGUUCCUCAUUUUACAUUCAUACCUCAACCGUUACAGGAACGUCUUUUACCUCAGGAUUUGUAGUUUAGGCCUUCUCUGAAUGAGUUUUUAUUUUUUGUAGAAGUGUCAGGAUCAGAAACGCUGACGUGGUUUUAGGACGGGACCUCACUGAUUUUCUUCUAUGCAUCGGCCUCCCUGGCCGCCCGUCUGAACCUGAGUCUUGGAAUCUUAUGAUGUUCUUAGAAAUAUAUCUGCUGUUCGGCAGCGCGUUCGUUUGAUGAUUUCAGAGCCCGUCUGUCUCCGAGAACAACCGUCAAGUACCUCAGAAACCAGCUGAAUGUCUCAGUAGAUGUUUGAACGAGCAAUCAGCCCUCUAGAUGAUCUAGUAAAUAAUGUUCGGGUUUUAAAUACGUGGAUGAAUCUCAUGAAAAUCAAAAGGAAAUUAUAUAUAUAAUAAUUUUUUUUUUUGCA